Molecule: messenger RNA, 4835 nt
Organism: Branchiostoma belcheri (Belcher's lancelet)
Lineage: Eukaryota; Metazoa; Chordata; Leptocardii; Amphioxiformes; Branchiostomatidae
Product: regulator of G-protein signaling 20-like
Exons: 8
Coding region: 497-1177 (226 amino acids)
Source: RefSeq, a predicted model, not a curated record
AUAGGGGAGUUGUUAAUGGCGGUUAUGCACGCCACCUGUUCUCACUAUCCGCGGCUCCCACACCUACACAACGGCUGAUUUCUUUUUUAUUCACCCGGACCUCGCCCACCCACUUCCCGACGUCCCUCGCGCUCAUGCAUUCGCUCCCUACCUUUGCGUCAGCGCGAUAUUAUUAAUAAGAAAUCGGCCGGAAUAUCUGGCCGGCUACCACCAUUGGACGGUCAUGGCACCUCUGUAACGACUGAAUGAAUCUUGUCGGCGGGGAGACCGAUCUUGGCAACCCAGACCGUGCCCGAUCUCCGAGUUAGCAAGAGGCAGGUAGAGGAUCCGAAACAUGGCAACCUGUAUUUUAGAAUCGCUGGACCAAACAAAUACAACACUAACUAUGUGAGGUUAGUUCAGCACCAAGGACGGGGACUAUGAAGCGUUUGACCUACGUUAGUGGAUUUGACCUCUAACCGCCAUCUUUGACACGUCAUAUCCGGAUCGUCGAAGGAUGAGGCAGGAUCGAGCGGAGGGUGGCGCACACGUACCUCAGGCCGCGUCUUCAGAAAGCAGUCCACUGUCCAGAUCAUCGUCUCGGGGAGUCCCAGGAAGCUGUUGCCUCUGUUUCUGCUGCUGCUGCAGCUGCUCUUGCUUGUCGGUCCGAGGAGGUCAAGACGAACCCAGCCGAGAUAACGGCCGGCAACCCAAGUCAACGUCCAGCAGAGAAACCAGAUUGGAAGAGGUUGACGAGAAGACAGCAUCUGACCAGCCCGACAUGGAAGAGGUGAACGAGUGGGGAAAGUCGUUUGACAAGAUGAUGAAGAGCUGCCAUGGAAGAAUAAUAUUCAGGGAGUUUCUUAAGACCGAAUACAGCGAGGAAAACAUGAUGUUUUGGCUAGCUUGCGAAGAUUUGAAGAAGGAAAAACCAGAGAAUCAAAGUGCCAUCGAAGAAAAGGCAAGGCAAAUAUACGAGGACUACAUAUCAAUUCUAUCCCCAAAAGAGGUGAGUAUAGACUCACGAGUACGGGAGAUUAUCAACAGAAACAUGGUGGAUCCAACUCCAAGCACGUUCGACGAAGCGCAACAGCAAAUCUAUGUACUGAUGCAUAGAGACUCCUACCCAAGAUUUCUGAACUCUAAAAUGUUCAAAGACCUCUUAAGACAAGUGUCAUCAGAAGGAGCAUCUAGCUGAAGCUUGGAGUGGAUGGGUAUCAUGAUAUAGCUUUAUGUAUAUUGUUAUGUUAUCCUUUCUUUGUAUUACUUAGUUGCACCUCCUACGACCGUAACGUGUGCGUAUGAUGUACUUGUAAUAUGCCAUAUUUUGUACAACGAUAUCGAUUUACCUUCACAUCGUGUGGCGGCACCGGAAUUGUUCAGGCCAGAAUGUAGAGGUAGUCGAAAGGUUCCCGCUUUCCUUGGUUCAACGAUGACAAAAUCCAUGGAUCGGGAUCGUGAGGAGCUCGACUAAACUACCCUGACGUACAAGAUAAGAACCAGAACCCUGUGCUGCUGCCAAAGCAGGAGGGGUAGCAGAGAAAUGUUGAUACAUAUACUUUGAAAUUCUUACCACAUGUUGUGGGUGAUAAAAAGCCAUAUCGAUUCAUAAAGCCUUUAUUUGGUAAUGUUGUGUUGACGGACACACUGUCUGCUAAUAACAGAACGUCCGGAUCAGGCAGCCGGAACGAAGGCCAGGCAGUCAAGCAAUGCCUGCAGUAUCGCAGAUGCAAACUUCCUGAAGGACGGGACAGUUUUUCUGAUGCAUAGCUCUGUUCUUUUUGCUGAAAAUUCGGCAAUCUUCCCCUGGAUUUUUCUCAUCGAUGUGUCAUCCUUUUCACGAGUCUGCACUGUCUGGGCGCCGUGGACAAACCAAGACAUCAUUGUCACUAUCAAUCUGCUUCAUCCGGACCGAAAGCCAAAAAAUACGACGGAACCGGACAACACAUCGAUGGUGCUUUGCAAAAUGAUGGUUAUGUUUGGGUAGUAUGGCAGCAGGCGGCAGAGGAAAUGUGCAUACGCGAGCUGUUGACGUGGACGUAGGAACUGCCUGUCUCCUCUUACGUGCAGCGAACCCAUCACCUCUGCUCCACCCCUCACGGCCUCCACACAAACUGCGUGUUGGUGAUAUAUUUUGGUAGUGUGCACGAUGUAGAUGAGAACAAUGCACGUUUUUAUGUGUCGGCAAUGAGUAUCCUGCUAGAUAAGCAGCAUCUUUCAACAAUGUUAAGCUUGCCUCGAAAUUGGCCGAAAAAGAUCUAUUUACACAAUUCACCAUUCUCACAAAAAGCUUAAUCCGUUACAUUGGUUGAUAGAUAUUUGUGAAUAAGACCUGGCAUUUGCACUGUUGAAAACCUGACUGUAACGGAGGUUCAUUUCUGCAUCAAUCUUACUCUGCAACACAUAUGAUCUGCAGAAAACGCAUGAUGGGAUAGUGUGAAAAUAUCUAGGAAAAAUCAUAAAGGAAUUAGACUCUUAAGACAUUCGCUUUAGACAUUUGUUUAAAACUAGCCACUUGCGAAUGUGAGAACCUUUAGAUAUCACAGCAUCUCAGUAUUAUGAUAAUUAGAUAGGUAGCGAAGACAAACUUUGUCUUUUCGUUUCCAGACUCUUUCUUCCAAAACAUGUAUCUGUGUAGUAAUGUUGAAAAGACACUAUAUACCAUGGCUCGUUCAUGCAUGUACAGCGCAUGCAUUUUGCGUAUUGCUAGUCUCAUCAUGCAAAUUGGUGCGUGGACCUCAAAGAAAACUAUGUACAAAGAAAACGAAGGUUAGGCAAUCGGAUCAACUUACUGACUGUGUGACUUUAUCGAAAGAUGUUUCAUCGCCAAUUUCUAACUAAACAAGUGUCAAUGUAAAAGGGCUUUUCACGAAUAACUAAUGUGGGCGCAGGUCGCCAUCUCAUGUCUCCUCACGGUUAUGGUUGAAGUAUGGUACCGUGAGUUUUUGUUAGAUGUCGUAUUGUCAUGUAGAGUUACCGACAGUAUAUUGAUGUACGAAGUAAGUUAAAUCAAGUCAUAAUGCUGUGCUAUUGGGGUGUCUGUAAGAAGAAGAAGAAAAAACAAAAACAACACAAAAAUAUGCUCCGGCAGCCGGGACCAAGCAGCACCGCGAGAGGUGAUGACAAACUAAUGAUCAGAUAAAUCAUAUCAGUCGUCCUCUUGAACACGCGAAGUAAAAACACCUCACUUAAACUGGAGUGGGAGCAACACAGGAUAUGUUGGCGUGAACUCCACAAUCGGAACGUGCACUUCCCCGUGCAGAAUCGCCCAGGAUGCGGAGGAUCCCACAGAGACCUGCUGAUAAGGAUACGGAACCUUUUCGUGACGUCUUUACACUACUGAGGUUUUCGAGUUCUCGUGCUCUAUCCCUGGAAACAUGUUGCCAAGGACACUCCGUACGGAGUACUGCAUCACCUGAGACAAAAGGCGAGAUUGCGCAGGACGCUGCCUCUACGGAAUCCAAACAUAACCUCCCCUCAACCAGAUGUCACCACUCCUAGCAAUAUUUCACCUUCUACGUACGGUGAUACCUUUGAAAUACAGCCAAACACCUGGUUACCGAUAGAUAGUUGUUCUUGUAAUGAUAUUAUAGUCAUUAUUAGUUUGAAAAAAUGAUUGCCGAUGUAUUUACUUAAAUGUAUCUUUGUCCAUAAACACUGUGAGCCAAAUGUUGUCAACGUCCCUUACAAGGAAGACAGAAACACUGCUUAUAUGGUAAUAUUUACCGUUUUAGUUGACAAAAUUACCCUGAUGAGAGUUGUCAUCUUCACUACGACUGUUAAUGAAAGAUAUCAUACUCUGACAGAACGUGUAGUUUCAUCUGAGCGAUGACGGCAUCCCCAAAAUGCCUCGAUCGUGCUUACUGUCAGACAAAUGUAAUCCAAACGCGGUUUGGCUAUGUUUAGAGCUCUUCAUCGACGUUAUGUUUAAACAAAAUUCAGUAAAACGUUUCAAAGAACUUUAAAAGAAACAGGGAUGUAUAGAAAAUACAGCGUGUGGUGUUUCUAGGACAACCAUGCAUCUCCCUCAAGCUGAUAUCUCUACGGUGACAAAUAUCUACAGACAUCAGCUAUUUUUGAUGCCCUCUAAACAGUCGCUCAGGAUGCCUUUGUCACCAUCCUUUUACUUGUAGAUUUGUCCUUGUUUGAAACGAUCCCGACUUCUGUUUAGUGAAUGUGGACAUUAUUCUCAUUGUCCUCUUAGCUGUCACAUACGGUACUGUUUGUAAGACUGUUUUCUGGACGAUGUGUUUCUCUAUGACUACAUGGUCAUCGAUGGUCACCCGAAGAACACAUGACCGGGGCAUGCGCGUAGGAGAUGCCCCCUUGUACAACUCACCAACUGACUGGUGCGUUUUCAGUCAGAUAUUGAUAGUUUCAUAGUUCUCUCUAAUGCGAUUCUCUGGUUCUCAAAAUACACAUACUUCUUCAAGUCUUAGGUAGAAAACGCACACCCACAAAAAAACAACGUACGUGAAUUCCUCAGCGACUACCAUGACCAAGCUUGUAUGGGUUGAUGCAAGUGGGUUAAUCCUAGCCAAAAAUCAACACUGUCAAUGGAAUAUAGAGUAGCUUGUUGCCAACAUAGUGUGAGUACUGUCUCAUACUGCACAUUUUGAACUGUAUCUCCUAUCGGCACCUUCCGGCCAUGUAUUCUUAGAAACACGGUCACAACUCAUGUCAUAGUCUCACGGCAGUACACGAGACAGAACCGAGAAGGCCCUAUCUGUGGCCAGUAACUGUAAAUAGUUUUCUGUGUCAGAUGAUGUGUAAGAAGUUAUGGGGUGUGUAAAGAUGUUGUCAGAACUUGUGCAAUCUAUGAAAAAAAUUUAUAUGCAAAGUACGUUGACUUUGAA